AGGUCUCUUUAAAACAGGAGGACUAUCUGCUGCAUCAGAGCGUCAGCAGCCCAGAUUAACAACAGACACUGUGGAGUGAUCCUGGAAGCCUUCUGCACCUACAAUAUGAAGUCAGCUCUCAUUGCUUUUCUCUUCUGCCUGCUUCUCAUCUGUGCACAAGGACAACCAGCCAACAGGUCGAAUAAAUGCAAGUGUUCCAACAGUCUCCUGACCAAGGUCAAACUGCAGAACAUCCAGACAGAGCCAGUCAUUUACCACCCAAGUACCUUCUGCCCGCGCACUGAGAUCAUUAUUACAGUGGGAAACAAGGAAAAAUGUGUGGAUCCAAAGUCGCGAAUUGGACAGAUUAUUCAGAAUCUGAAAAACAAGCUCAGAAAGACCGGAGCUGUGCACUUGACAACGGCUUCAGUUCAGACUUCCACUUCAGGCUCAGCAACACAGCAGGCGACCUCCAGAAUGUAGAUGUCUGUGCUGAAACCUGACAGCGUGGAGCUCCAACUCUGCUGUUCUGCUUCAAAACAUUGACACUCUAAACGCAAUGAGUGGGUAGAAAUGACCCAGUGAUCAUGAUGGCCAGUUUCUUUAGCUUCUUGAUAUUGUAUUAUACUUUGUUUGCAAAGUUAAGUUUUUAUAUACUGUACAGCUUUUAGAAUUAUUUUGUUUUUUACUAUAGAAAAUACAAUUUUACUGACUUUUUGUGUCAACCUUUUUGCAUUCUUCAUGUUGAAAUGUGGAAUGUGUUUUGGCUCUACAUGCCCACAUUAUGUAAUUAGAACAAGAUUACAAAAAAAACUUCAAACUAAACUGUAGAGGCAUUUAAGAUUCUCAUUCAGUCAGUCAGCAUACCAAGUGCUCUGUUCCCCUAAUCUCUCCCUACAAGAGUCUCAUUUUUCCAAAGUACAAAGCAACUUUGUGCGGCACAUCAGCAGCAAACCUAUGUGAAGAAGUAAUAAGGUGCUUGUAGAAUAAAGAAAUCUAAAUAAAAUCAUUGGUAUUUCUCA
This is a messenger RNA of Girardinichthys multiradiatus, 1001 nucleotides long. RefSeq names its product C-X-C motif chemokine 11-like. Gene Ontology annotation, molecular function: chemokine activity. Gene Ontology annotation, biological process: immune response. NCBI's taxonomy places the organism in Eukaryota, Metazoa, Chordata, Actinopteri, Cyprinodontiformes, Goodeidae. The record is from RefSeq and is a predicted model, not a curated record. Bases 106 to 462 code for a protein of 118 amino acids. Gene Ontology annotation, cellular component: extracellular region. The transcript is spliced from 4 exons.